AUGUCCUCAGAGUAUCAUCAAGAAAAGAAAAUGAAGACUACUAAUUUGAAGAUUGGAACUCAUUCCGGUACUUUCCACGCAGAUGAAUCUUUGGCUGUGUUUAUGCUUAAGCUUUUACCUAAGUUUUCUGGUGCUGAGGUUGUUCGAUCGCGUACCCCAGAAAUCCUCGACGAGUGCGAUAUUGUUGUGGAUGUUUCCGGAAAAUAUGAUGGUGAGAAGUACUUUGACCAUCACCAGAGAGAAUUCGAAGGUGUUUUUGGCGAAGGCUACAAAACCAAGCUUUCUUCUGCCGGUUUGGUCUACAAGCACUUUGGUCAGGACAUAUUGGCUUCUGUUUUAAAGGAAACUAAGGAGUCGGCUGUUGUUCAACAGUGCUUCCCCCGAAUCUACAAAAUUUUCAUUGAGGCUAUCGAUGCCAACGAUAAUGGUAUUUCUGUUUACAAUCCUGCUGUUGUUAAUGCCAUUAACGAGGAUGAAAAUGUUCCAUACAAGCUCACUGAGCGCUUCAUUUCCAACACAAUUACCCUUCCUGCUGUUGUUUCGAGGUGCAACCCCCGACCUGACGAAUUUGAAUCCUCCAGCUUAGACGAGAAUGCUAUUUAUGACUCAAAGUUUCAGGUUGCUUCUGAAAUUAUGGGCAAUGCUUUUCUGGGUAUUGUGCUGUCCACUGGUAAAGACUGGUUCCCAUCCAAGACCAAAGUUUCCCACUACUACAAUACACGCGAAGACCCUAGAGUUUUGAUUCUCGAUACUUUUGUUGCCUGGAAAUCUCACAUUUUUGACAUUGAGAAGGAACUUACCAGCCAGGGUAAGCUUAAGGAUGAGGACAAGCUGCUGUAUAUUGUCUAUCCUGGCAGUGAUAGCUGGAGAGUUCAGGCUGUCCCCAUGACUUCUUCUUCUUUUGUGUCCCGCAAACCUUUGCCAGAAGCUUGGAGGGGAGUCAGAGAUGAGGCAUUGUCCAAAGUUACUGGCAUUGACGGCUGCGUCUUUGUACAUGCUAGUGGAUUUAUUGGUGGCAAUAAGACCAAAGAAGGAGCUGUUGCCAUGGUUAAGAAGGCUCUGGAGCUUUAA
Magnusiomyces paraingens is the source of this 1071-nucleotide messenger RNA. RefSeq lists its product as uncharacterized. NCBI's taxonomy places the organism in Eukaryota, Fungi, Ascomycota, Dipodascomycetes, Dipodascales, Dipodascaceae. Gene Ontology annotation, cellular component: cytoplasm; nucleus. The record is from RefSeq and is a predicted model, not a curated record. The transcript has a single exon. Bases 1 to 1071 code for a protein of 356 amino acids.